Nothoprocta perdicaria is the source of this 1362-nucleotide messenger RNA. RefSeq names its product HEN methyltransferase 1 (gene HENMT1). Bases 229 to 1362 code for a protein of 377 amino acids. Gene Ontology annotation, biological process: RNA methylation; siRNA processing; piRNA processing. Lineage: Eukaryota; Metazoa; Chordata; Aves; Tinamiformes; Tinamidae. Gene Ontology annotation, cellular component: cytoplasm; nucleus. The transcript has 8 exons. Gene Ontology annotation, molecular function: RNA methyltransferase activity; O-methyltransferase activity. The record is from RefSeq and is a predicted model, not a curated record.
CCUGCGAGGGAGCGGCGUGGCCAGGGCGCUGGAACAACCCAGUUGUCACUAAAAUCCACCUCGUAGUUGCAGAUUGUAAUGUGAAAGAUAACUUUGAAUUGACGUUCCCUGAGAAACCUGGUUGAAUUAGAUCUGCUUCAGAUGUGGCUUUGACUGGAUAAUCUCUGGAGGUAUCUUCCAACUUCAAAAUUUCAAUGAUUCUCUGUUGGCUAGCAUUAUAAAAACACUAUGGAUAAGAAUGUUCAAGAAGAGCGGUUUACAGAAAUGAUUAAAUUCACACCUCCUUUGUACAAACAACGUUACCAGUUCAUCAAAGACUUAGUGUGGAAAUAUAAACCGAAGAAGGUAGCAGAUUUGGGCUGUGCUGACUGUACUCUUCUCUGGAUGCUAAAAUUCUGCAGCUGCAUUGAAGUGCUAGCUGGAUUAGAUAUCUGUGAGAAUGUGAUGAAAGAGAAAAUGCAUAGGUUGUCUCCCCUUCCAGGUGACUAUUUGCAACCAGCUGAACGAUCUCUAACUGUUACCUUGCACCAUGGCUCUGUUGCUCAUAAAGAUCCCUGCAUGCUCGGUUUUGACUUGAUAACGUGCAUUGAAUUAAUAGAGCAUCUGGAAGAACCAGAACUGGAAAAGUUUCCUGAAGUGGUGUUUGGUUUCAUGGCUCCAGCAAUGGUUGUGAUAAGUACCCCAAAUUCAGAAUUUAACCCGUUGCUUCCAGGAGUGACACCUUUCAGGCACCCAGACCACAAAUUUGAAUGGAACCGAGCAGAAUUUCAAAGCUGGGCACUAAAUAUUGCUAGAUCCUACGAUUACUCAGUGGAAUUCACUGGUGUAGGGCCCCCACCGACGGGAAUGGAGGAAGUUGGGUUUUGUACCCAAAUAGGGGUGUUCAUAAGAAAAUAUUCCCAAACAAGUGAAACUGCCCGUUUUGAGAAACCCACCAAAGCAGCUUACAAAACUGUCUUCAAAGCAGUGUAUCCAAGUCUUAAAGAUGAGAAGUACCUGCAGAUUGCAGUGGUCAGUGAAGUUGUUUUCACAGCACAGGUAAUUAAGCGAAAUCUGCUGGACCAUUUACAUUCAGAACAUGAGGAGUAUAGUGAUGGUCCUGUUGAAAUAAAGUCUAAAUCCCAACAUUCAGAGAACUGUGUUUCAGAAGAAUUGGCUGUUGAAAAAUGCAUGGAGCCUUCUGUCAGUGGAAAUGUAGUUUACAUACCUCUUACAAAAAUAUUUUCUUUUCCCAAAGUGAAUCAACUUUGUGGCACAUUUGAGAAAUUAUACAAGCUUAUUGCUGACAAGGUUACACUGAGCAGUGAUGGUUCUGCUAUGGUAGUUGAUAUUGAACAGGAAUACGAAGAGGAAGAGAAUUAG